Molecule: messenger RNA, 1401 nt
Organism: Misgurnus anguillicaudatus (oriental weatherfish)
Lineage: Eukaryota; Metazoa; Chordata; Actinopteri; Cypriniformes; Cobitidae
Source: RefSeq, a predicted model, not a curated record
ACUUAUGAAUCCAGACAAAGAGCUAGGUCUGAGAACAGUUAUGUUCUGUUUCCUCCACCUCUCAUUACUGGACAUCAGGGCAGACCUCGAUACAGCAUUUCAGGAGAGCAAAUUUCUCAUUUGGUAUCCCUGGGAAUGAAUUGGCAACGCAUUGCAAUGUGCUUAGGCAUAAGCUCUCGGACUCUGUACAGGCACAGACAGCAGCUGGGUGUUCAGCCACUUGUGUAUGCAACACUAUCAAAUGAUAACCUGAACAGAAUAGUUGGUGAAAUUCUUCAGUCUACAACAAAUGCAGGUGAACGAUAUGUGCAUGGGAGUCUGAGGUCACGUGAGCUACGCAUUCAAAGAUGGCGUGUCAGACAGAGUCUACAAGAACUCGAUCCUAUUGGACGGUCGUUCAGAAGACGGCGUACAAUUCGUAGAAGAAUUUACAGUGUUGCAACUUCAAAUCAAUUAUGGCACAUAGACGGAAACCACAAACUUGUGAGAUGGAGGAUGGUGUUCCAUGGCUGUGUGGAUGGUUUCAGUCGUACCAUCAUCUACCUUGCUUGUUUAGACAACAACAGAGCCUCUAGUGUUUUGUCACUAUUCAUUGCUGGUGUUCAGAACUUCGGAACACCAUCUAGGGUGAGGUGUGAUCAUGGACUUGAAAACACUGGUGUUGCCCGUUUCAUGCUUUACAGGAGAGGUUUAAACAGACAAAGUGUUAUUACUGGCAGGUCAGUGCACAAUCAAAGAAUUGAGAGGUUAUGGGCAGAGCUAAAUCGAGUAGUAUCAUUUCAGUUUGUCAAUCUUUUCAAUUUUAUGGAGGAGCAUGGAGUGUUAGAUUCACUAAACGAGCUUCACUUAUUUUGCCUUCAUUAUAUUUAUUUGCCACGAAUACAAAGAAGUGCUGCUGAAUUUCAGAACCAGUGGAAUAACCAUGGUCUAUCAACACAAGGGGGGCAAACUCCUCUUCAGCUUUGGCAAAGGGGCAUAGUCAACAAUACAGGAAUUCAUAACCCAAGUAUGAAUGGCAUUUAUGACACAGAGCGUGGUUUUGGAAUUGAUGACAGUGUAACACUCUCAGACUUACAUACAAAUAAUAAUGUUGUUGUUCCAUCAAUUAACAUUACCAUCAGUGAUACAACAAUGCUUACACUUCAGCAGAAUUUUGAUCCAUUUGAAGAUGAUGGAAAUCAUGGCAUAUAUUUGUUUUGCAACCUUGUGCAAUUUCUAGAAGAAAGGCAUUUCUAAAAUCAUUUGUUUAUAGUUUCAGUUUUCUCCCAUUUAAUGGAUAUUUGCUGUUUAUGGGAUAAGAUCUUUAUCAAUGUGGUUAAGUGAGCUGAAAGCUCCAUGUUAACAUUUUACACCCAUGUGUCUUUAAAUGUUGUUCUUUAAAAAAUCUACUUUUGAAAAGUA